Helobdella robusta is the source of this 363-nucleotide messenger RNA. RefSeq lists its product as hypothetical. The record is from RefSeq and is a predicted model, not a curated record. The coding region runs from base 1 to 363 and encodes 120 amino acids. NCBI's taxonomy places the organism in Eukaryota, Metazoa, Annelida, Clitellata, Rhynchobdellida, Glossiphoniidae. The transcript has 3 exons.
AUGACCCACAAAAACACGACCGUCAUUCCUAACCCGAGAGUAGACACCACCCCUGUCAGGUUCAAUCUCGUGCAAUCGUUGGGCGACAUUUUGUACGUGUAUCUGUUUUUGAGGAAUUUAACCAUAAAAUCAGGAAGUGACCCAAACAGCGGACGCAACAUACUCGAUGCUGCCAGAUCUGAGGAAAUUACCGAUAAAACCGCAAAAAUAAAAUUCAACGAGGAUGGAGACAGACUGAUGUACUUUUACGUUUGGUCGUUGAGCUCCAACGCAAGUACAUACACACCCUACAUGGAGAUCAACCUGACGGCUGAUAACAAAUACUCGGUUGUUGGAUGUUUUGUUGUUUUAAUCAACUGGUAA